This is a messenger RNA of Bemisia tabaci, 3390 nucleotides long. It is a transcript of the gene MESK2, whose product is annotated as misexpression suppressor of KSR 2. The record is from RefSeq and is a predicted model, not a curated record. NCBI's taxonomy places the organism in Eukaryota, Metazoa, Arthropoda, Insecta, Hemiptera, Aleyrodidae.
UGUGAGUGUUUUGAAUGUAGGCUACAGUAAGUUUUUGUUGAUAACUAAAGCAAGUAAUCCUGUUAUCUUCGUAUUGCCUCAGUGGAGCUGUGUGUUAUUCUAGUUUCCAGAAAAAAAAUUGUUAAUUUACUCACAGUAAUUCGAUGAUAGUUCACCUUUUUCGUACAAUCGGUGGUUGAUACUUCCCAAUAGUCUUUCAUUUCUCUUAUCAAUGGUGUUUUUGUCGUUGGUGCAAUUUAAAUUCUUCGUGCUUCGUCAAGAAUUAGGGUGCUGAUUGUCAGUCAAUCGAUUGAGGCACUAUGCCCUCCGGCCUAGGUGCCUCAUAUCGCUCUCUCGCCGAUGAUGUGUAUCGCAGUACAACCAUUUCAGAAAGAGAUAAAUUCAGUGUGCUAGAGUCUGUGAAGAAAGCUUUCAAUUUCACAUCUUUUUCGGCACAAGCUUUAACUAGGCGAUCUGAACCUCUCAUCUCUAGAUCUGAAAGCUCUCAGCCUGUUGUAUCUAACAGGAAGAUGCCAACUUUCGCAGCAUCUGAAGAGGCCUCCCUGUUGGGUGCCAUGCCUUCAGAUUCCAUGGAUGACAUCGAACUUCAAAAUGUACAGCUACAGUUUCCAUCGGCACGAAGUUUAUCUCGAGAAGGGUCUGAUGUUGAAGAAAUUAAAGUAGAAACAGACAGAGGUCAUCUUCUAGUUGCCGUUCAAGGGAACCGAUCAAAACCAGCAAUCGUGACGUACCAUGAUUUAGGACUAAAUUAUGUGUCUAGCUUUCAAGCUUUUUUCAACUAUCUGGAUAUGCGACAAUUGCUGAAUAAUUUUAGUGUUUAUCAUGUAAAUGCUCCUGGUCAGGAGGAAGGUGCACCCCCAUUUCCAGAUGAUUAUGAAUACCCAACGAUGGAUGACUUAGCUGCUCAAUUGAAUUUUGUCCUGACUCAUUUUGGAUUGAGAUCAAUAAUAGGUUUGGGUGUAGGAGCUGGUGGUAACAUCCUAGCAAGAUUUGCUCUUUCAAAUCCGGACAAGGUUGAAGCCCUUUGUUUGAUAAAUGUUGUCUCAACGGCUGCUGGAUGGAUAGAGUGGGGCUAUCAGAAGCUAAAUGCAAGAUACCUUAGGUCAAAAGGAAUGACGCAAGGGGUUCUUGAUUAUCUCAUGUGGCAUCAUUUUGGAAGGGGCACAGAAGAGAGAAAUCAUGACCUAGUUCAAGUUUAUCGAAAUUAUUUUGAGCGGUGUGUGAAUCCUGGAAAUCUUGCUUUAUUCAUAGAUAGUUACAUACGCCGUACGGAUCUAAAUAUCGAAAGAGAUCCUGACCCAAAUCGCCGUAAGGAAGGUGGUGGAUCGCCAACUUUAUCAAUGCCUGUCAUGAAUAUAACAGGUUCUUUAAGUCCACAUGUUAAUGACACAGUCACUUUGAACUCCAGAUUGGAUCCUUCCAAUUCAUCAUGGAUGAAAAUCUCCGACUGCGGCAUGGUUCUUGAAGAACAACCAAACAAAGUGUGUGAAGCACUGAGACUAUUCUUGCAAGGCUUAGGAUAUGCUGUGAAACUAGGAAGACCGAAGAUAACUAAUUCAACAUCGGCUGAAGCAUUCAUAGUCAUGUCGGUCAAAACUUCUCGAUCGCUGGACAGUGUAAGAAGUGCUCCUUGGUCCAUUAGAAUCACAGAAAAUCCAAUUUCUGAAACUGCAGCCUGCUAAAUGUGGAUUAUCAUCUUACCAUGUUUGUUUUUAUAUGUUUUUGAGUGCUCUAUUAUAUUUUCUUAUCAUUUGAAAUCUUCAUGGUGUAAUGUAAACUCAAGUUUAUGGCUGCUCAAGAUGUUGUUUACCCAAAUAAAAAGAACAGAAACCUUACGGCAACGUUGAAGUAACCUUGCCACAGAAAUGAGGUGAGGUUGUAGGAAAGGCUACUACAGAAACCUUUCUUCAAAACUUUGAUGCCUCUACAUGUUGGAUUUGUCACUCUGAUGAUGUGGCAAUAAGUCUGUAACACAGUGGAAAGGCUCUGAUAUCCAUGCCACCAUUUCUGCGAUAAUGUUUUUAUCUCUUGCCCUUGAAUGGCUCUUAUAAGAUUUUCACAAUAUCAUUGCCUUGUGCUGAUGACUACUUUGUGCCUGUAAGCACCUUGCGCCUGCAGCUUUCUGUGGUAACUUUUCCUAACCGUUCUGGAAAUGUUCUCUGUCAACCUUAGAUGCCUAGGCAUCGGUAAUUUUAAUGUAGUGGUCCGGCCAGAAACCAGUAACGUGACAGGAAGGUCAUGAUAACUUGGCCAAGGAAAAAACUAUUUCUACCGCAACAUUGAAGAAAUGUUUCCAUGAAAAGAAUCAAAGUGCAACCUAGUCGCAGAAAAUUGAACUGCUCAUCUCAUUUGAUAAUAAGGUUGUCCAAAUUUUUUGCCAAUGCUCUUAGAAAACGCUGCCGCGGCUAAUUUACGUCAGCAAGUAUGACAAUGUUUUCCUAAGGGUUGCCUCUGUUUGGGUAAUCAUAGUUACCAAUUUUGGUCUACAGAGGGAACAGUAAUGUAGUAUCAAUUUAUGCUGUUUUCUUGCAUUCCGUGAGAAGGCCCUUCCACCCAGUUAAAUUUUGAUGGCCAAAGUGCAAAACCACGUAUCUCCAUUGCGGUGUUUAGAUAUUUCAUUUCUCCUUUUUUUUUUUUUUUGGAGGAUAAACAAGCUAACUUCAUGCUUGAAAUUUAUACUGAAUAUUGCUGAUAGAGAAGAAAAAUUGAGGAAGUUUUAAAGAAUUUACGUGACUGGUUUUCCAAAGAAAAAAUAGAGCAUGACAGUAAGUCUACAAUAUCGCAAACGGAGGUAUGUGGUUUUGCACUUCGGCCGUCGAUUUGGUGGUACAGAUGAACUGUAUAAUUUUACAUGUAGGUAAUUUUAACACCAAGGUCGUCGUGACACACAUUGAAUGCUGCUGCAAUUUUUGUGCUUUUUCCCCCUUUAAUUAAUUUUUAAGGGAUUCUGAAGUUUUCAUUCCCCAUUAUUUUGUUUUAGGAAGUGAUAGACCUUCAGAAGGCCUAAUAAUUUGUUAUUGAUGGGACCCCAAUCCCAUCACCUGCCUUUUUUUGAAUGAUACUGUUCUAAUUUUUCUUAAGAUGGUUGUAAUUUCUGAAAUGUUAGGUGUCCUUGAAAUUUAUAUACUAAUGCUGUAUUUUGAAAACUGGCCAAUUAUAACUGUCCAAUUAAUAAAUGGCCAAGAACUUAUCAACAAUGAUCUCUACAUAUCAAAGUAAUAAACACCUAAUUAAAAUUGCAAAAUUGCCUCUGGUUUGUCGUAUAAACUGUUCAGUUUAUCUUGCUCCUUGGAAUCUUUUGUGACAGUUGCAGCUAUUGACAGAGUUGACUCAGGGAAGUUUCGUCAGGAACCUUCAAAAGACAAAUGAGAAAUUGUACAGUUCCCCCCC